Molecule: messenger RNA, 1314 nt
Organism: Sugiyamaella lignohabitans
Lineage: Eukaryota; Fungi; Ascomycota; Dipodascomycetes; Dipodascales; Trichomonascaceae
Gene: TDA3
Product: Tda3p
Exons: 2
Coding region: 1-1314 (437 amino acids)
Biological process (GO): retrograde transport, endosome to Golgi
Cellular component (GO): late endosome; cytoplasm
Molecular function (GO): oxidoreductase activity
Source: RefSeq, a predicted model, not a curated record
AUGAAGCAAGAAAAGCAAGAAAUUGUGAUAGUUGGAGCGGGGAUCAUUGGUGUUUGUACGGCAUAUUACCUUACUCAGCAUCCAGAUUUCGAUUCGACAAGACACCAUAUAACUAUUUUAGAGGCCCGUCGGCCUGCUGGUGGAGCGUCUGGCAAGGCAGGUGGUCUAUUAGCACUUUGGGCAUUUCCCCAGCAGAUUGUUCCACUAUCAUUUAAAUUACACCAAGAACUGUCAGAUCUAUACAACGGUGAAAAAGAAUGGGGAUAUCGAAGACUGGAUACUCUCAGUAUCGAGGGUAAUCUGACAACUAAGAAAAAGCCCACUGGUGAAACGUUUACCCCAGAUCUUCCCACACGUUACUCGAGAAAACCUAUAAAUGCAGGAGAACCCCUGCCAGAGGAAGUGGACUGGAUCCGUCCUGAAAUUAUUGAAAACUGGUCCAGUAUUGGUAGUCCUGAAACUACUGCCCAAGUUCACCCAUACAAAAUUACAACGUUCCUUCUAAAAAAAGUGCUAGAAACUGGUGCUGCUGAACUUGUGAUAGGUAAAGUCGUUAAUCUUCGUAAAGACGAAGAUGGUACUGUUAUUGGGGUUAGUUACGAAAAACAGUCCCGCGAGCGUAAUACUGCUGAAAGCACCCAAGAUGCUAACGCUGUUAACGAUGUGACUGGCACUGCUAAUAAGACGAACACUAGUAAUGGAGUUGCUGCCAACGGCAGUGAUUUAACAACAGUAGAUCUAGAAGCUGACAAAGUGGUUUUGACUAUGGGUCCUUGGACUUCAAAACUGCUACCAACAUGUCCUAUUUCUGGGCUGCGGGCUCAUUCUAUCACAAUCAAACCAAACCGCCAGGUUUCGGCGCAUGCCAUGUUUACGGAACUCAAGGUCAAACGUGGUCAAUAUGUUUCACCUGAAAUUUAUCCUCGUAAAGAUGAAGUAUAUGUAUGUGGUGAAGGUGAUACUCUCGUACCAACUCCUGAAUCUACAGACGACGUUGAAGUCAAUACAGGCAGAUGUGAAGACCUGUUCAAAUACGCUGGUGAGAUAUCUGAUGUUUUACGUUCAGGCCGAAUUCUUCGUCGUCAAGCCUGUUAUCUUCCAGUGACAGAUAUUGCUUCUUGUUCGGGCCCAUUGAUCGGACACACAAAUGUACGUAAUCUGUACCUUGCAAGUGGUCAUAGUUGUUGGGGUAUAAAUAAUGCUCCAGCUACAGGAAAAAUUAUGGCUGAAAUCAUCCUUGAGGGUAAGGCUUCCAGUGCUAAUGUCACUGGUCUAGAGCCUGAGCUGUUCUUUGAUGCUACUAGUAUAAAUUAA